AUGACGGUGAUGGUGACAGUGGUGUUGAUGGUGCCAAUAGUGGUGCUGAUGGCGACAGAGGUGAUCAUGGUAGUAGCGGAGGUGAUGACGGUGGUGGCGGUAGUAAUUGUGACUGUGAUGGUGAUGGUGGUGGUCAUGAGUAGUGGCGGAGGUUGUGGGUGGUGUAAUGGUCGAGGUGACAUUGGUGGUAGUAACAGUGGUGAUGAUGUAGGUGGUGGCGAAAAUGUUAGUAGUGGUGGCAGCGAAGGUGUUGGUGAUGGUGGCAGAGGUAAUGGCGGUGAUGGGUAUUGUCUCGGUGGAGGAGGUGGAAGGUCGUAUGGUGGUAUAGGUGGUGACGGUGGUGGUGGUGAGUGGUUAUGGCAGUGGUAG
Messenger RNA from Lactuca sativa (garden lettuce), 369 nucleotides. NCBI's taxonomy places the organism in Eukaryota, Viridiplantae, Streptophyta, Magnoliopsida, Asterales, Asteraceae. The record is from RefSeq and is a predicted model, not a curated record.